CCACGGGUUUAGUGCUUUGUUGUGUCCUUUUCUCUUUUUGAUCCGCCCGCACUCUCCUUUAUGAAGGGGUCUUCAUUCGUUGCGACCUUUUUGGUUAAAUUUUGGGGUGGUAGGUUUCUUCUUUGAGCCACCCUUGCACGGCUGGUUUGCUGCGCUGGUCCCGGUCUCCUUUCUUCCCGUACCAGGGUUGUGAGUUAACAAGUGGUGCAUCUGGCAUGCAUGGGUUUUGUUUCUGGUGAUGUGAUUUCUCUUUCCAAUUUAUUUUGGUUCAUCACCUUUCAUUGCUAAGCGCAUCCCGACUACUAUUACUACUAUUUGUUGUUUUAAGGUAGUGUUGACAUGGUAGACUGAUUCGAAAAAUUUCGGGGACAGCAAAUAGUAUUUGUUACAAAAAGGAUAAUUUAGCUUUUUCUAUAUUUCUUGCAGAUGGUGGAGUUAUAGUUAGGUUUCACUGCGUGCCAUAUCAUAUGUGUGUAGGAUGGACGUGCACAGCGCUAAUACGCAAAACUUGAUUGCUGGCUGGACGUUUUUUCUGGUAGACAACAAAAAACUAAUGUGCUAAAUGCGCUAAAUAGUUUUCAUAUGCUGCUGUAUUCUGACUGACUAAGACGAAAAACAAUAGACGAGAGACCGAGAGACUAAACGAAACGCUUCACCAUGCAUGUCGAUGUGAACUGUUGGCUAUAGUUUUUCCUUUUUUUCCCCAUGGGUGCGCGGAAGUGUCGUGGGUUUCAAUGGGUUUCAAUGUCACAAAAGUCAUCCGUUCAAAAGGCAAUAAAGGACAGAUGUUUCAUUGUUGACUGCAAUGUUCUAUGUUUACGGUUGCUCCGCUUUUCACCCCUUGGCCCUUUGCCAUGGCGCGCAGAGAGCGGCGCGCCAAGCGGAUGGCAGAUUGGUAUGGACUUGCCGUGGAAGGUGAGCGCGGCGCUGCGGCAAAGAAGCAGUGUGUUGCGCGAGCCGAAGAGGUCGCUGAGAAGCUUCCUCCAGGAGCUGCGAAAGGUCUGCAAAAUGCAGCACCUUCAGGCCCGGAAGGCAUUGAUCCAAUAACCAUGGAGCGGCUUCUGAGCCAGGUGCAAAAAGGUGGUCCUUCGGUACAAAACGAAGCGCUCGUCGCAGUGACAGGCCUUCCGCCACAGCAUGCGGCAAAGCUCUUGGAGUUUGCCCUUGAGAAGUCCAAGGAGCUACGGGACCCGUCGAUGUAUAUGGUGUCCACGGUGGCAAGGGGCUUCAAGCCCAGAUGGCACGAAAUGGUGGAGGCCUCUGUCCCUUCCAAAGGAAAAGGCGUACAACUUGAGCUGGCGCAAGAUCGAAAGCCGCACAAAGCCAGGAGUGUUCUACUGGGAGAAUUUUCACACAGGCUCCCUUCACGAUGCCUGGAGAUGAGGCUUGGUGCGGCGGAGGGUCCAGCAUCGUUGGACCAUCACUGGGCCGAUGUGAACCCAGUAAGGUCGCGGCCUCUACCAUCUCCGCAAGAUUCGUGUGAUUCGGGGGCUCUGAAGCUUCAGGAAACUAGAACUUGAACAUCCAGCUGGGAAACUUCUUUUAGUUUGAGCACACGAAUGAAGCAAAUAUGGGACUCCCUUUUUUUGUGGACCUGGUUGGAUUGAUUGGCAGUCUUGAAAAUCGAAGGACCACCAUUGGCUUUGGUCCAACGACUGCGGUGCCUCCACAGUCCAAAUACACAAGAACUCCCUCAUUUAGAGGCCAAAACCUUCCAACCUUGCACACCUGACAAGCAGUGUUCCCAAACGGUUUGCCUCCAAAGACGUCGAUGCCUCACCUGCCCCUGCCCCUCGCCUGGCCCUUCGCCUGCCCUCCUUCACCCCGGACCCGCCGAGGCUCUGCUGCGUCAUGAGCGAUGCCGAACAAAAGCUCACGGCCGAGCGUAGCAUGGCCGGAGAGGCCUAGACGUGACUUUGAGCCUCCGCCGUACACGGACGGACGAGGAUGAUCUUGGAGCUGCAUCAUCCUCCACUGAGCUCGAGCCAUCCGCUGGUGUCUCUGAAGAGGUCCUACAGUGCCUGGGUCGCCGGGUUUUGCUCGUCGGCUCACGGAGAGAACCUCACGUUGUUUCGAGGACCUGAAGGCCGUGUUGUCCCUUGUUAUUUAGGGUAUGGAACUGGAACUGGAACUGAGAUGAGAUUCAUUUUCCUCCUCUUGCUUAGCCCAGGUUGACCCCUGGUGGUCCAGGAUUUCUCCCAGGUGCAGGUGAUCAACGCGAGCUUUGAGAAUCAUCUCCCCCUCUUAAGAUCGACGAGAUGGAGACGACCGGGGUUGAAGAAAGCUACUUUGAAUUACUUUGACUCCCCUGAAGGCAUUGCUGCUGUUUGGUGCAACAGAUCGGUAGAAAGAGAUUUGUCACUCUCUUCAUGUUCUCAGCGCUAUUCCCCUACCUGCGGCAGUUGUUUGGGUGAAACUGGGAUGUAGGGAAAUGUAGGGAACCUAAUCUGGGCCGAGAUCUUGGCCCGCAAGGUGGCCAGAAUCGGCGGCCUGAUCGUACAAGAUAAUAAGAUAGAAGACCCAUCACUUUGAGCCUCAUCAAUCCCUUCCACCUUUACGCUGUUAUAUAUACACUGUUUAAACCUUCUCAGAACCGACCCUUUUUGUACAGGAUUGCUUUUGGGAGACACCCAUGGGAAAAAAAAACAGGGUUCUGCUCUGCAUGGAGUCCAGAACAAACUGCCCGAGUGAGUUUCCAUCUUCACCCCUUCCCGAACGGCGUUCCCGGCGUUCCGCUCAUGAAAUCGAGGGUUAGUGCCAAGCAGCGUCGGAAGUUCUCCGCUUGAGAGACUGAGCAAGGAGUUUGAGAGAGAGGGAGAGCUAGAGAGCAUUGAAUCAGGUUACGGUUUGCGCAGGUAUCGCUUGAAGGCGAAAGUUACAUACCUCCCAACUAUCAUACCCUCGGGAGUUCACUUUUGGGCUUUUUGGCUUCUGCUUCGCCUUUGGUUGAAAGCCUGACAAAUGCAACUACGUUCGACUUUUGAGUCCUUCAAGCUUAGAAUUUCCUUUGAGAUCUUUGAGGCUUCAAUGUUUUUUUCAAUUUUGGUAAGACUCACCCUGAAUUCUUGCUGCUCAUGUUGAACUAUACCUGGAUCUUC
Durusdinium trenchii is the source of this 3098-nucleotide messenger RNA. The record is from the annotation of a GenBank genome assembly. NCBI's taxonomy places the organism in Eukaryota, Dinophyceae, Suessiales, Symbiodiniaceae.